Drosophila obscura is the source of this 3438-nucleotide messenger RNA. RefSeq names its product elongation of very long chain fatty acids protein AAEL008004. The record is from RefSeq and is a predicted model, not a curated record. Gene Ontology annotation, molecular function: fatty acid elongase activity. Gene Ontology annotation, cellular component: endoplasmic reticulum membrane. The transcript is spliced from 10 exons. Lineage: Eukaryota; Metazoa; Arthropoda; Insecta; Diptera; Drosophilidae. Bases 681 to 1808 code for a protein of 375 amino acids. Gene Ontology annotation, biological process: sphingolipid biosynthetic process; fatty acid elongation, monounsaturated fatty acid; fatty acid elongation, polyunsaturated fatty acid.
UUUGUCUUGUUUCAAGUCGGUUGCUUUGGCGAUAUAUCAAUAUAUCUCAGACAUCCCUGCCAAGUUAGUCGUGCUCCGCUAGUCGUUGUUGACGGUUUUGUGUCUCUCUCGGUCCCGGUCCCGGAUCCGCUUCUCCUCCGCUGCUGUCUCGUCGCCGCCUCCGUCUAACCGCGCGUCGAACCAAGUCGAAGUCCGCCUUUAAGCCUUUAAUCCGUCCCAAUUGGGCAGUGUUUGACAGGACUCGGACGCAGCCUGCAACAAAGUAUAGUGAUAAGAACGCUACACAGCGCCCCAGACCCCAGACCCCAUCACCAUCCCCAUCCCAUGAGUGGAGUGUGUGUCGACAAUCGCCCAAAUAAUUGUUCCAACAUUCACGACGCGCGGCUCCCCAGUGCACCCACGGGCCCCAGAGGAGCGCCAGCCGGACAUUUUCGGCCAAUUUUGGCCAUCCGCUGUCCGCUGACCGCCGACCGCAGUCCUGUGCUCCAAGCAAGUGCACCAGCAACUCCGACUCAAGCUCGACAAACCUGCACCGCAUCCGCCUCGCACCGCAUGCUCUGACCAGACCAGCUCGCAGAACAAGGACCCCAACCACAAGGAUAAACAAAAUACAGAGAGACUUGGAAGGAUUUCACUAGCAUUGGCAGCAGCAGCAGAAGCAACCACUACACAGUAACACAAUGGCCUUAAUUAUGAAAUACAUCGACACCGUAACCAGGUACCUGGACUCACAUGGUGACUCAAGGACAAAGGACUGGCCCAUGAUGUCAUCCCCGUUUCCCACACUGGCUGUGUGCCUCACAUACGUCUACCUGGUCAAGGUGCUGGGACCGCGGUUAAUGGAGAAUCGGAAGCCCCUGCAUCUCCAGAACACACUAGUCCUCUACAAUGCCAUACAGGUUGUAUUCAGCGCGUGGCUAUUCUACGAGAUAGGCAUUUCCGGUUGGCUAACUGGACAUUAUAGCUUCCGAUGUCAGCCAGUCGACUAUAGUAAUAAUCCUAGAACGUUAAGGAUGGUCCAUGCCUGCUGGUGGUAUUACUUCUCAAAGUUCACAGAGUUCAUGGAUACGAUUUUCUUCGUGUUGCGCAAGAAGACCAGCCAGGUAACGACGCUGCACGUCAUCCAUCACGGCUGCAUGCCCAUGUCGGUCUGGUUCGGCGUGAAAUUCACUCCAGGCGGCCACAGCACCUUCUUCGGACUGCUCAACACAUUCGUGCACAUCGUGAUGUACACCUACUACAUGUUCUCGGCCAUGGGUCCCCAGUACCAGAAGUACCUCUGGUGGAAGAAGUACCUGACCACCCUGCAGAUGGUCCAGUUCAUCCUGAUCAUGGUGCACGCCUUCCAGCUCCUCUUCAUUGACUGCAACUACCCGAAGGCGUUCGUCUGGUGGAUCGGCAUGCACGCCGUCAUGUUCUUCUUCCUCUUCAACGAGUUCUACAAGGCAGCCUACAGGAACCGUCUGAUGAAAAAGAACGCGCUGCUGGCCAACGGGAACGCCAAGCCGAAUGGCUACUGCAAGAGCAUCAAUGCCCACGACGACCUGGCCAUGCCCCAGCCGACGGCCGCGACAGCGACACCGGUGUCGAAGGACAACGGCAGCGCGGCGCUGCUCACCAACGGCCAUGCGAAUGGGCUGAGCAACGGCUACAAGCAGCUGGCCAACGGCAAUGCGCCGGCGUCGACGACGACGCAGAACGGCCACAAGGGAGGAGCAGGGCCAAACGGCCUGCUGACGAACGGAUAUGCCACCAAGCUGCUGGACGACGCCUCCCAGGACCUGAAGCAGCGGAAGACGCAGAAAUAAUAUCGGGGCAAAGCGGGGCGGCGCCAGCACAGAGCCUAGGACAGGGCACCAUGGAUCAGCAGCGCCGGGAGCUGCCCUCGGAAUGGGGGGAGCUCCACAAGUCAUUACCACGUCACACGUCUCGUCACGUCACUUUCUCCCAUUCUCAUCCGCACACACAAUCAAACACACACACACACACAGAAAUACAAAUAAAACCACACAAACACCGAUACACAGUGUGGAGAAACGCCGAGAAUGAAUGGGAAAACUCCCAAAAGUCUAAACGAAAGCUUAAACAGUGGGCAUGUUUUACCUGUACGUAAACGGGCAGAUAUUCUCCACUCUACACUCCCCCAGCACCACCCCACCCCACUCCAUGGACAUACAGUCAUGCUGAGAGUAUGCGCGCAGGCAUACCUAUUUAUGCAUCCCUCCCCCCUCAUAAACCAUAUUCAAAUGUAUAGGCAUUGCCCCCAAUAGGCGAAAAUCAUCAGAAUCAGAAUCAAAAUCAAAAUCAGAGAUCCCACACUUAUGCAUACAUGAGAGUGUAUACAUACAUUUAUUACACCUAAACAUACAAUAUUUUGUUGCUUCUUUUCUUUUAAAACACACCCACACACACAUACUUUAGUUGUACAAAGCUUACUACAAAUUAGAAGUACAGUAAGUACCAUGAGAAUUGUAUAAAACGCAAAAACAAAUCCACAACAAAAGGAAGAAACCAAACGGGAGCCCGGCGCAUAAACAAACAAUUUAUAAACUAAAAAGCUUAUUCAAGUUUAUUAAAUUGUAUUUGUGUGUGUGGAGCAUGGAAUUCAACUAUUUAAGGCUAGAAUUUAACUUAUAUUAUACACAUACACACAUCCACACAUGCACACACGUACACGUAUAAAUAAUAAUUAAAGAAAAGAAAAGAAAAAGAUAAAAAGAGAGUUUGCUGGCGUGGCAGUCAACGACGAGUUUUGUAAAUGUAUAGAUCAGAAAACAAGUGUAACUUAAAAUUAGGCACAAUAAUUGUUACAAAUAAAAGUCAAGCAAAAUAGUCAACCACACUAUUUAAGUCAGGCAGAACCAAAACCCGAACCAGAAACCCCAAGCCCCAAAAGCAUACCCUACCCGAGUAUUGGGAUUGGAUUGGGCCAAACUAAACAAAACAAAAACAAAAUAAAUAAAACAGAGAAAUCGAUUACGAACCAAGUACGAAAAAAACAACCGACUACCCACAUAAUGUUUCAUUAAUUUAUUAUAAAUAAAUGAUGCCGCUGAGCGAAGAGAGCGAAUCCAGAAAAACAAGGCAAACGUGAGAUCGGAAUUGGCAUACAUACAUACAUACAUAGAGGUAUUGGAUCGAUUGAAACAACAAAUUAGACUGUAAGUCCCCCCCACAAACACACACACACACAAUCUGGGUUCUAUACGAGUAGAUAUGCAAUUUCCAGACAAUUUUGUAUGCGAAAUACCCAUUUUUGUGGAGCAGUAACGAGUAUGUAAACCCACAACCCCAACCCCUACCUAUCCCCCUACCUAUGUAAUUAUUAUUAUACAAAAAACAGAAACAAACCACAUUGCAAAAACAACAACAAAAUGUGUAGAAAAUUAGGCGAAAACGGAGUGGAGCAUUUUUUCAAUAAAAACACUAAACAAAAUA